GGAUUACAAGAACGGAGAGAUGGUGGCAGGGAGAUCCCUUUGGCAUAGCCCUCUGCUGGAAUAGUGGGUUCAAGUUCUAUUCCGGCCACCUUCAGGCAUGAAACUCCCGGUUUACGCUCCAGCGUGGCGCUGAGGGAGUGCUGCACCGUCUUCCGGAUCAGAUGCGACCGAGGACUGGUCUGCUCUCUCAGAUCCCGUGGCACCAUUCGAAGAAGAGCAGGAGGUGUCUCUUCGACAAAUUCCUCAAUCAACAUGGUUAAAGUAGCUUUAUUGUGGACAAAUCAUUGUCACCGAAAGGAGUGCAAAGCGCUUGGGGCGGAUCAGUGGAGCGGUAAAGACCGGCCGCAAGUACUGAGUAAACAAUGCAAAAUAAUGCAAGAUACUAGCAAGUGGUGAUUAGCGGAAAAAAACGCGCUGAGGCUGCUAAUUGGGCCCGACAGUUUCGAACCUUUGCAGGCGCUGGCUACUUUGUAGGGAGCCCUGAAGAAGGGUCUCGGCCCGAAACGUGGACCUUUUACUCUUUUCCACAGAUGCUACCCGACCUGAGUUCCUCCAACGUUUUGUGUGCGUUGCCGAGGAGAAUGGGGCACUUGUUACGCAGCGGCCCCAGAGCCGAUCAGCAGGAAGGCAGACCCCGGCUCCUCGCUGCCAUUUCGCUACAGCACCGGCCCCUCUGACGUCAGCGGCCGUCACGUCACGCCGCGGGGAAUCCCGAGGAGCGCCCAGCCGGUGCCCUGACCCUGACAGCCGGGUGAGCGCAUCGCCAGUCGCUCGCAGACCGCCCCACCUGGUGAGAUACGCCGAACAGCCGCCGCCGGUAACCUCCAGCUGUCGGAUCUCCCUGCCGCGCAAUGACUCGAGCAGGGGCGCUAUUCCUCCUCACGUUCGGCUGCAGCUGUCUCGCUGGACUCAGGGCGCUGAAAGUCAACCAGAGACCCAUCAUCGGAAUAUUGGCACAGGAAUCCCAUGAUCCAGUCCUUCAUCCGUAUGGGAAGACUUACAUUGCUGCACCUUAUGUGAAGUACCUGGAGUCAGCUGGCUGCAGAGUGAUGCCAAUCAGGAUGAAUUUGACACAUGAAGAGUAUGAAAGGAUAUUCUAUUCAAUCAAUGGCGUUCUCUUUCCUGGUGGAGAAGCUAACUUGAAGACAUCCAAUUUUGUUAAAGUUGCAAAAAUAUUCUAUGACCUUGCAAUGAAGGCCUUUGAUAGCGGUGAUUAUUUUCCUAUAUGGGGAACCUGUUUGGGACUACAGGCCCUGGCCGUGUUGACAGCUGGAAAGAACUUACUAAUACACACUGACAGUGAGAACAUUGCUCUCCCACUUAAUCUGACCAAAGCUGCAGCAUCCAGCAAAAUGUUUCUGAGCUUCCCACCCGAUGUUUACAGAGCGUUGUCCACUGAGCCUCUGGCUGCAAACUUCCAUCACUUUUCUCUUUCCGUGCAGGCCUUUCAGGAAAAUGAGAAGUUAAAUACAUUCUUUUCGAUCCUGACCACGAAUACCGAUAGGAAGGGCAUUCAAUUUGUGUCAACGAUGGAGGGGGUCCAUUAUCCUUUCUAUGGGGUCCAGUGGCAUCCAGAAGUAAAUCGGUUCCAGUGGCAGCCGGAUAUGGCUUUCCCGCACUCUCCAUAUGCGGUUCAAGUCUCCUUUCUCCUCGCUGAUUUUUUAGUGAAUGAAGCCCGGAAGAACUUGCAUAGUUUCCCAAGCCCAGAAGAAGAGAGCGCAUCUCUGAUCUAUAACUACAAUCCACGAUAUGUACCUGCAUCCAGCUAUAUUCAAGUUUAUUUCUUCUAAGCAAAUACAAAGACGGUAUCAGUUACUGCGAUAACCUUUCCUUUAGUAAAAUCCGCAUUAUAGUCACCUGACUGUCGAGCUCAUCUGCUUGGAAUGAAUGUGAACAUCAAUUAUGGAUUCAGACCCUGAACAUGCGUAAAUUUAUGUGCACUAUUAAUACAAUAUACAAAAAUUGAAGUUUGCCAUUCCUAAAACCCCCUCUUGUAAUUGCUCCUCUAUUUUGUUCUGUCUACAUUAUUUGUAUGUUGAUGUAAUUACUUCAAUAAAUAUUUAUUCCACAGG
This is a messenger RNA of Mobula hypostoma (lesser devil ray), 2072 nucleotides long. RefSeq names its product gamma-glutamyl hydrolase (gene gghl). Gene Ontology annotation, molecular function: gamma-glutamyl-peptidase activity. Gene Ontology annotation, cellular component: vacuole. NCBI's taxonomy places the organism in Eukaryota, Metazoa, Chordata, Chondrichthyes, Myliobatiformes, Myliobatidae. Gene Ontology annotation, biological process: tetrahydrofolylpolyglutamate metabolic process. The transcript is spliced from 9 exons. The record is from RefSeq and is a predicted model, not a curated record. The coding region runs from base 852 to 1790 and encodes 312 amino acids.